UUUAACUGCGUUAAAUUAAUGAACAUAAUCGCUGGAAUCAACAGCAAUUUACAAGUGAUACAGUAAAAUUUCAUGUUUAUGCAACACAACAAUUUUAAUAAAUUUAUUUUGAUUUUAAUAUUAAAAAAAGAUUGAAUUUGAUACCAUUAUUUUAAUUUUAAAGAUUUUGUAAAUAUGUAAUUGUCUAUGUAUAAUAUUCAUGAAAAACAAUACAUUCAUUAUCGACAAUGAGUCAUUUUCGGUAACGUUUAUACUGUGGUCAAAUGUAAUAUACGUCAUAUACCGAAAUAAAGAGAGAGGUUUCAAAUUUUGAAUUGUUGUAACAUGUAAAAUCUUAAAACAUGCUUUAUAAUAUUUAUUAUAUUGUUAUCUAGAAAGAAGGUCAAAAUUAUAUGAAUUGUGCAUAUAGAAUUGCAACACUAUCAACAAUAAGUGAUAGAGUAUUACACUGCAUUAAAUACAAUGGAAAAUGAACACAUUGUAACUGAUGACUAUAGUGAAAUAAUACAACGUCUUCCUUUUUCUCGGAAACUUUUAUAUGGAAUAGGACAUGUUUUGAAUGAUAUUUGUGCUUCUAUGUGGUUUACAUAUUUAUUAGUUUUUUUUCAUUUGGUAUUGGGAUUUAAUUCAAUCUCAGCUGGAAUAAUUUUACUCAUUGGUCAAAUAGCAGAUGCUUUAGCUACUCCUUUUGUUGGUUUUCAUUCUGAUAAGGAUGAUAACCUUGGAUUAUGUAAAUAUGGGAGGAGAAAAACAUGGCAUUUAAUAGGUACCUUAUGCAUAUUAUUUGCAUUUCCUUUUAUAUUUUCACAUUGUAUUGGUUGUGAAACUUCUCAUGAAUGGGCUCAAUUAAUCUAUUAUGCAGCAUUUGUGAUAAUCUUUCAGUUUGGGUGGGCUGCAGUACAAAUAUCUCACUUGUCCCUAGUUCCAGAACUUACACCUUCUGAACAUGAAAGAACAGAACUCAUAGCGAUCAGAUACAGUUUUACUGUUCUCUCAAAUAUUUUUGUUUACUGUAUUACAUGGGCAGUAUUACACGUGACAGAUACUAAUGCUUCCAAUGCCCAAAUUGGGCCCAAUGAUGCAAAGAAAUUCCAGGAAGUUGUAUUUAUUGGAAUUGGAGUAGGAGCUGUAACAUCUAUUUUAUUUCAUAUCUUUGUCAAAGAAAACUUUGUUAAUAAUUCUGAUGGUUCAUUGAAUAGAAAUUCAAGAACAGUAUUAGUACUAUUAAAAGAUGUUCAAUUAUAUCAAGUAGCUUGUAUAUAUAUGCCUACUCGUUUGUUUGUAAACUUAUCACAAAUUUAUAUUCCUUUAUAUUUACAUAAAUCAUUAAAUAUGCCAGCUACAUCUUUGGCUACAAUUCCUUUAAUAAUGUAUUUGAGUAGUUUUGUGAUGUCUUUAAUUAUAGAAAAAUUGAAUACAAAACUGGGUCGGAAAGUUUCAUAUUGUUUUGGAGUUUUCUUAGGUGUAUUUGCUUGUAUUUGGAUACAAUUAGGUACUGGCUUAACAUACACAAAAUAUCAAAUCUAUCCAGUUUCCUUAAUAUUAGGAUCUGCAGGCUCUAUUAUGUUGGUGACUAGCCUUGGUGUUACUGCAGAUUUUAUUGGACAAAAUGUAAAUAGUGGUGCAUUUAUAUAUGGAAUUAUGAGUUUUACAGACAAACUUUGCAAUGGAUUAGCAGUUAUGCUUAUUCAAUAUUUAAGCUCUUGGAUUGAUUGUAAAAAUUACUAUAAAAGUGUUUUAGUUUAUGUUUGUGCUACAUCUGCAAUGGUUGGCUUAUUAAUGAUAUUAUGUAUAAAACCAUUUCAUCACAGUACAGUAUAUAAUACAUUACACUGUGAACAAACUAUAGAACAUGAUAAUGUAUUUAUUACUACAGAAACAAUAGAAAGUGAACCUGACAAUUCAAUAAGUCAAGAAAAUGUUACAUAGUAUAAAAAAGAUAUUUUCUAUAGAGGCUCAAAAAUUAUUGACCCUUCCGUAUAUAUUCUGAUAGUAUUCGACGAGAAAAAUCCAAAUAUGCAGGUUAUGGAUCUAGGAAUCUACUGGUUGAAAAGUUACGCGUAUGUAAAAAACAAGCAUUUCUAGCAUAUUUGACAGGUAAGUAACAAUGGCGCCAUAUUGACUUCUAUCGAUGAUUAGUCCAGUGAGUCGCGGGUUGUAUACAAUGCAUGUUGGUGGCGACCAUUUUGUGGCGGGAUUUUGAAUCGUGAGUAUUGGAUUAGAUUUGGGUUGUUUCAUACUCCGGCCGCUGUAAAAUGGCCAGUUACUUCCAUUAUCUUAAAGUUGGCAGAUAUUACAACAAAAAAAACGCAAGUGAAAAUUGUAACAUGUUAAUUGUGUAAAUAAUGUAUUAAAAUAAUCUGUUUGUACAAAAGAAUAUUGAAAAAUGUGUUAAAAAUUGAAUAUAUCAAUAUAGUACGUAAAUAUAUUUGAAAUGUCUUUAUCAGUAGGUAAGUUACCACGUGAAUAGAAUUCUAACCUUCGAAAAUUUUGGUAAGACAUAAUUACAUAUAUAUAUUUUUAUUUGACAGAAUUAUUAAGACGCCUUAAUUCAGACGAAGAACUUUUACCCAAACGUUUAAAAUUAGCAGAAAAUGCAUUCUGUGCCAUUGAUAUACCAAUGAUACAUAAAGAAGAUCUUAUUCUGCAAUGGCUUUGUAAUAUGUGUCCCA
Molecule: messenger RNA, 2672 nt
Organism: Bombus pascuorum
Lineage: Eukaryota; Metazoa; Arthropoda; Insecta; Hymenoptera; Apidae
Product: major facilitator superfamily domain-containing protein 12-like
Exons: 9
Coding region: 463-1929 (488 amino acids)
Biological process (GO): carbohydrate transport
Cellular component (GO): membrane
Molecular function (GO): symporter activity
Source: RefSeq, a predicted model, not a curated record